AUGACCCAAGAUUUGCCCAUCAUGAGGGACUAUUAUCAAAUUCUCAAUAUUCCAUUUACGAGUUCCUCCGCCGCCCUUUCGAAGCAGCAAAUCAAACUCGCAUACCAUAAAGCGCUCCUCAAGCACCAUCCUGAUAAAGCCAGCGCAGUCACAUCGGACUCGAGUAUCCAAGGCUCUACAUAUGCUUCCUCCACCUCCACCCAGUCGAGAAAUGGCACUGAAACCUACUCCAUUGACGAAAUUACAACGGCCUAUAAGACAUUAUCAGACCCCGGACAGCGAGCCGAAUACGAUCGUACCCUUCGUCUGGAUCGACUGAAAGUCGCAGAGCGGGAGAAGACGGGCGACGUGUUUCACACCGGAUUAGAGAUUGUGGACCUAGAGGAUUUGGCUUGUGAUGAGGGUGAUGGAACAACCGAUGUGGUUUGCUGGUACCGUGGCUGUCGAUGUGGAGAUGAGAGGGGUUUCUUGGUGACUGAAGAUGAUUUAGAAAGGGAGGCGGAGCAUGGGGAGAUUGUGAUCGGAUGUCGCGGAUGCAGUCUCUGGCUGAAGAUUCUUUUUGCUGUUGAGGAUGGCUGA
Penicillium malachiteum is the source of this 579-nucleotide messenger RNA. Its product is annotated as diphthamide biosynthesis protein 4. Gene Ontology annotation, biological process: protein histidyl modification to diphthamide. Gene Ontology annotation, molecular function: metal ion binding. The transcript has a single exon. Bases 1 to 579 code for a protein of 192 amino acids. The record is from RefSeq and is a predicted model, not a curated record. NCBI's taxonomy places the organism in Eukaryota, Fungi, Ascomycota, Eurotiomycetes, Eurotiales, Aspergillaceae.